This is a messenger RNA of Arthroderma uncinatum, 1683 nucleotides long. RefSeq names its product RNA-3'-phosphate cyclase. The transcript has a single exon. NCBI's taxonomy places the organism in Eukaryota, Fungi, Ascomycota, Eurotiomycetes, Onygenales, Arthrodermataceae. Gene Ontology annotation, biological process: RNA processing. Gene Ontology annotation, cellular component: nucleus. Bases 1 to 1683 code for a protein of 560 amino acids. Gene Ontology annotation, molecular function: RNA-3'-phosphate cyclase activity. The record is from RefSeq and is a predicted model, not a curated record.
AUGCGGCUUCUAGAUGGAAGCACGCUCGAAGGUGGCGGCCAGUUAGUACGCAUCGCUGUGGCUCUAUCUGCCUUGACCGGAGAACCAGUGACAAUCAAUCGCAUACGUGGGAACCGAAGAGACUCCAAGGGGUUAAAGGCCUCGCAUUGUGCUGCAAUCAAAUUCCUGCUUGAAGUCUGUGGAGGGACGGCAAAGGGAAACCAGGUCGGACGACAUGAAGUGAUCUUUUAUCCAAGGAGCGAGCAAGAAGAUGCGGAUCCGGAAGUGAGAGGCACGAUCACAUCGUUACAGCAGCUGUCUUUGAGUUCGAUGCACGAUUCACCGCGUGUGACUAUUAAACCGGAAUAUGACAUUCGGCUAUCAAGCCCAGGUUCAGUUUUCUUGAUUUUCCAGGCGCUUUAUCCAUAUCUGCUGUUUGCCGGUGCCUGCACACCGACUGCUGAAGCCGGCAAUGCUUUAGACACCGGGGCCUCACUGAAGGAGAUACGAUUAAAUAUCACAGGCGGUACCAAUGUGUCCUUCUCUCCGUCGUACGAUUAUAUAUCUCAAGUCCUUAGCCCAAACUUUACCAAGCUUGGUCUCCCUCCCUUAUCUGUUAAACUGAAGAAACGAGGAUGGGCUUCGGGUCAGUGGGCAGAGUUGGGAGCGGUUUCAUUUACUAUUUCGCCACUAUCGGCAAAUGGAACAGCAGAGUUGGACACGAUAUCAUCACCGUCGCACGACAGCGGCAGAGCUCAGGCCGAAACCCCCCUUAUAAUAUUCCCGAGCAUAGGUCUCGAGGCAUUUGACAAAGGGGUUAUCACACAAGUUGAUGUUACAAUUCUUGCACCAGAUACCCUUGCACAGAAUCUCCUGACGGAGCUGUCUCCAAAGGUGGCGAGGCGCCGCAACAAGGACAGGAAGUUGAGAGACAAAACUGCAUCCUACCAUCGUGCAUACAAGCAUCAAAGCCCGUAUAGCGGUCAAGAGGAAGAAGACGAGGAGAAAAAUGAUUGUCACGAGACUGGGGACCAGGGUUAUAUGGAUGAUGCUUGUAAGAUGAAGCAGGGACCACCUCAAACCGCUCGAGAUUUCCUCAAACACCAAACAAUUAAAACGCUAUUGAAAGAGCUUACCCGCCGGGCCGGCGAGCAAAGCGUGCCAGUCACGCAAGGGAUCGGCGCAAAGGAAAACGAGAUGCAACCGCACAUUGAUGACGUGGUCGUUAAUUUGCAUACCUCAGAGGCGACAUCUCACUACUCACAGACCUAUAUCCUGCUUGUCGCUCACACAUCGACAGGGUUCCGGCUAGGAAGAGAUGCACUUUAUUCAUCUUUCCACGGACAAUCAACCGGGGACAAGCCUAAGCACGGGAAAAGCAGGAAGGUGCCAAAAUCUAGCGAAUGGACUAGUAACAUUCUUGAAAGGAUGAAGGGCAUGGUUGAUCAAUGUGUGACAGAUCUGAUGGAUGAAUUUGAAGGCAAUCCAGGGGACCAGGGGAAAUGCGGGCGGAUAAUCCUGCCCAAGAGGGCCGUGGAUGUUUAUAUGAGGGAUCAGAUCGUUGUAUUUGAAGCACUUGGGAGAUUGGCCCAUCCCCGCCCUUGUUUGUCGACAAACAAGGGCGGGGAGCGGGAUGAAGGAGAAGGACUCAGCCUUCAUACUCAAACUGCAAGGUGGGUAUGUGAACAGAUGCUUGGAUGUUGA